CAGGUACUAGUACAGUGAACCAGACCUCUGCUGCAGGUGUCCUCACAGAUAAAAUCUGGGCAGCACAAAACCCUUUUGGGUGAAGAUUUGGGGAAAACAGACAUUAAUCUCUUACCAUGGGGGAUUGGAAUUUACUGGGUGACAUCCUAGAGGAAGUUCACUCCCACUCAACUAUAGUGGGGAAAAUCUGGCUGACCAUUCUCUUCAUUUUCCGAAUGCUGGUACUGGGUGUGGCUGCUGAAGAUGUCUGGGAUGAUGAACAGUCAGCAUUUGCCUGCAACACCCAGCAGCCAGGUUGCAACAAUAUCUGUUAUGAUGAUGCUUUCCCUAUCUCUUUGAUCAGGUUCUGGGUUUUACAGAUAAUCUUUGUGUCUUCUCCUUCUCUGGUGUAUAUGGGCCAUGCACUUUAUAGACUCAGGGCCUUUGAAAAGGAGAGGCAGAGGAAAAAGUCACACCUUAGAGUCCGGAUGGAGAAUCCAGAGCUUGAAUUGGAGGAGCAACAAAGGAUAGAUAGAGAGCUGAAGAGAUUGGAGGAGCAGAAGAGAAUCCAUAAAGUCCCUCUAAAAGGAUGUCUGCUCCGUACUUAUGUCUUACACAUCUUAACGAGAUCUGUGCUGGAAGUAGGGUUCAUGAUAGGCCAGUAUGUUCUCUAUGGGUUUCAAAUGCACCCCCUUUACAAAUGCACUCAAUCUCCUUGCCCUAAUGCAGUGGAUUGCUUUGUAUCCAGGCCCACAGAGAAGACAAUUUUCAUGCUCUUUAUGCACAGCAUUGCAGCCAUCUCUUUGUUCCUUAAUGUACUGGAAAUAUCUCAUCUGGGAAUCAGGAAAAUCAUGAGGGCACUUUAUGAGAAAUCCAGCAAUGAGGACAUUGAGGAUGAAAGUGGCACUCCAUUCCAUUUGAAAAAAUAUUCGGUGGCCCAGCCUUGUAUGAUUUGCUCUCCCUUGCCUAAAAGAAUCUCUUUACUUCAAGCCAACAAUCAACAGCAAGUCUUUCAAGUCAAUGUGCUGAAGUCUAAAACCACAUGUGAAAGCCUACAGCCCAGGCAACUUGAAGUAGACCCUUGCUGUAUUAAAAAAGAGUGGACUGAGAAGGAUCAGCACAGAGGACAGCUCCAUGUCCACAGCCCAUGUCCCUGGGAUGACAGUACUCGAAUUCAGCACCAGGGACAGCAACCAGGCCAUUCAUUUGGCCUAGAAAAUGUAAAGUCCCAGUCCUGGCUAGGUACAGAGAUGGCUCCUAGACAUUGCCCAUCCUAUGCAAUAGGAACCUGGGAGCAGUCCCAGGAUCUACGACCCUCAGGAGAGCCUCUUACAGAGUUGCACAGUCACUGUAGAGACAGCGAUGGCAGCAUGAGAGAGAGUGGGGUCUGGACAGACAGAUCUCACCUGGAUAGUCGCAAGGCCAGCUUUCUGUCCAGAUUGCUGUCUGAAAAGGGACAGUUGCACAGUGACUCAAGAAGCUUCAGUUCUCAGAACAGCUCUUGCUUGGAUCUUCUGCACCGGGAAAAUAGUCCCUCGCUUCUGCCUUCUGCCACUGGGUAUAGAACAUCAAUGAACAUGCUUCUAGAACUUUCAUCUAUUAUGAAAAAAUAAUUCAUGCUUGGGGCCAGAAAAAUGGACCAAGGACCAACCAGCAUCUGCAGGAGAAAAGUUGCACCUUUGUUAGCUCAAACUGCAAGAAGAAUUGUGGGAACCAUCCCCUCCACAGAGACACCCGCCAGGCGAUGGAAGUGGAAAUGAGGCGUGGAGAUAUGAAGAGGCAUGAUCUGUUCCACAGUGAGUUGGUAGAAGAGCCAGUGAAGACCAGGUGGAUGAAAAUGAUGCUGGGGCCAAGUCCAAGUGGGUGCCAUUAAGGGGCAUACCAUAUUCCAGGUGCUUAAGACACAUUAUCUAUACCUGUUUUAUCUACAACUGUGCAAAGUUAUUGUUUGCCCCCAUUUUAUAAACCAGAGAAGGCUCAAAGAGACUAAGUAACUUGCCCCACAGCUAAAGGUCACACAGCUAAAGUGCAUGCAGUGCAGCUGAAUUGAAACCCAGAUCCAGGUCCAGCUGUUCCAAGGCCUGGACUCCUUCCAGGAAGCUGUGAAGUCGUGUUCUCUCUCUUGUCCAUAACAAUCAGCAGCCCCCGGGCAAUGAUUUAUUUGCACAUCCGUCUGCCCAACUAACCUGUGAAAGCUACAAGGAUAAGGCCUGUGCAUUUUAAGUCUCGGAUGCCCAGCAUGCAGCGUAGUGUUGGUUGAAUGAAUGCAUGUUUGUGUAUAGAUGCCAAAGACAAUAUAGUACGCAUCACUUUAAACUCUCCAGUCUAUUCCUUAUUCACUAGUGUUCUGUCAUGUCCUGUCAAUAGGUUUAUUAUGAGAGAUUCUUUCAGAAGAGUCUGUAGGGCAGCACUGUUUUUCUUUGAUUUAAAUUUCCUUUACCCUCAGAAGCCUUUAUAAUGUCAUCAACUGUUCAGCACAAAUAGAGGUUUAAAAAAGGGGCACCUACCUGGGUGGCUCAGUUGGUUAAGCAUCUGACUCUUGAUCUCAGCUCAGGUCUUGAUCUCAGGGUCAUGAGUUCAAGCCCCAAGUUGGACUCCACGCUGGGCAUGAAGCCCACUUAGGAAAAAAAAAAAAAGUUAAAGGACCAGUGUAAAAUGUAAUGCUACCAGUAAAUGCUGGUGUGUCUCUGACGGUUUCCAUCUAUUGCUUUAGGAUGAGGAUCACUGCCUCAGGGAUGCACUGGUCUUCAAAGGGGGAGAAUAAAAUCUAGCCAUGAAGAACCAGCAAUGGCUUUUUUUGGCUGACUGAGCAGGCCAGUGGCAGGUAUAUGCGGGGGUCUGUAGGAGUCAGAGGUGGUGAAAACAGAAGGUAUCGUGUUCUUGAAUCAAAUGAAAGGAAAGACACUUGCACAUCAUGGGAUGUGGGAUGAGUGGCUUUUUCCAUCUCUCUGGGCCUUGAUUCUUUGACACCAAGAAGUAUCACAUUCAUUUAUACCAGGAAAGCAAAGCUGCUCAAUGGGGAGAAUUGGAAACCCAUCCCACUCUGGGCACUAUCACAAGCUGAUGUCAAACAUCAAGUACAGUCUUGCUAGUGCAUCCUAAUUGAGGGGGUAGGGGUGAUGGUCUGGAGAAGUAGAACUGUUUGAAAGAAGAGCCUAGUUAUUUACAAACAGAUACAACAAAACUGUUGGCAGGGACUGGUAUAGGGGUAGCCAAUCUGAGAAUCCUCAUUGUACCCUGGAAGUAGAUAUGAAUCCCUUCAAAGGUGCACAUUCAAAGGAAAGGAAAUAAUGGCUGUUGCCCAUUUGGGGCAGGAUGGUGUUUAAAUGCUUCCCUUCUGCAACACACAAUAGCUUUUUAAUUCUAUUUCCAACUAUGAUGGUCAUUCCUGCCACACGUGCAAACAUCAGGGUCAAAGGUGCAAGUGGCCAUCAGUUCUAAAUGACCAUGUUUUAAGUUU
Messenger RNA from Acinonyx jubatus (cheetah), 3439 nucleotides. It is a transcript of the gene GJA10, whose product is annotated as gap junction protein alpha 10. The transcript has 4 exons. Gene Ontology annotation, cellular component: connexin complex. The record is from RefSeq and is a predicted model, not a curated record. Gene Ontology annotation, biological process: cell communication. Lineage: Eukaryota; Metazoa; Chordata; Mammalia; Carnivora; Felidae. The coding region runs from base 117 to 1592 and encodes 491 amino acids.